AUGUCGAAAUUUCUGGAAAUUCCGAGUUGUGCAACAACUCCGAUGUGUCUUCAUAGAGAAACAUUAUUCUACAUUCUCGAUGGAUUCAUUCAAGAGGCUAAACAGAAUAUUUGCUCUUCUGAAUACCCUCCAGGCGACCUAAAAGGACAAGAAACCAAAUUAAUUCAAUUAUUGAUUGAUAAAUCGAAUCAAACGCUUCGAAUGUAUGGAUCGGCCCAGGAACUUUUGGAAAAUAUCAAUAUUUUCAAGGAUUUUCCUGCAAAUCACAAGUUUUUCGGUGCAGCUGAAGAGCCAUAUCAAACUCGUCCGACUAUCUUCAAAAGUUUGAAGGAUGAGGAAUACAUUGCCAAGCAAGAUCUUUUUGUAAUUCUUCAGAAUAUGAUUCUUAGUGUAAGCCGAGAAUGGCCAAUUGAACUAGUACAUUUGUUCGCAUAUUAUUUGAAAGCUAGAGAGGAAAAUGUUGAAAAAUGUGUGGAAUUUGUGAAGUUCGAUAAGAAAUUUAUUGAUUCCAUGAAGAAUAGGCUCACUGAGGCCAUGGGAACCUCUCAACAUUCGCCAGCUAAACAUCAGCAGCUUGUCAAAGAAUUUUCGAAACUGAAUUUGUCUCAAAUCAUCGCAAAAUUCGAACACCUCAUUCCUUCGAAGCUGAACCCAGAUCAACACCAACGUCUUCAAGUGUUUCUCGGACGCUUUUUCAAUAGUAUGCCAUUGAGAAAUCGUAAUGAUGGAAUGUUGAUGAGCUAUUUGUUUGCCAGUCUAAUCAUCGAAUCUCUUGAAACUGUUGUUGAUGAGAAUCUGGAGAUGUUCUCGCCACGUCACCAAGAUUCUAAGCAGCCAGUGACAGUCAGAGUCUUUGAAGAUGGAGAUCAACAAUUUCUGAUGAAAACUUCUUUAAAAUCAGUCGUUUUGGAGACCAUAACAAUGGAGCAAUUUCUCGACAAUUAUGGAAUCACUAACAAUAUCGAGUUCAUUCGCUAUCCAAUCACUAGAGUCAAGCACCGAGCUACUCCGAUUCAAGGACCUUCUGGAAGUUUCUACAUUCUUGCUAUCGACUUCUUUUUCGAGCUUAUGAGAGAAUUGAUUUUUGAUAAAAAGUAUUUCCAAAAGCUCAAGCCCGCCGAUCUUCCUGAAUUUCUCCAAAAUAAUUUCAACGAAUCCGGCAAAAUUUUCUUCCCAAUUAAUAGCCUAUAUUUUAUUGAAACCGGCACGCUUCUACCGUUCUGGAUUGAUGAAAAAUCGAAGAAUGUUCAAGCCAAAGAAGUCAGAAACGCCAAAAAAGACGGAUUCACUGUUCAAAACCUGAAGAACGAAUUGGUUCGUUUGGGUCUCACCACGACUUUUCCAGAUAUUCAGGAUUAUGCAGAAGGGGUGUAUCUUGCAGCGGACAAGAACAAAAAAGAAAAGUUCCUGAGAACUUGCGAUCUAUUUGACGCUAUUGAGCACUGUCAACUCAUUUGUAUUCUGGAGAGAUCUCUGAAUCUCAGAAAGUUCGUGCACAAUCAGAAAGGAUGUCAUCGAGUUUAUGGAUUCGUAUGCGGUUUUUGUCUUCUUGAAAAGCUACAAACGUUGGCCAUUCAGGAUUCCGAGGGACCUUCUGGAAUUCAUUGA
Caenorhabditis briggsae is the source of this 1608-nucleotide messenger RNA. NCBI's taxonomy places the organism in Eukaryota, Metazoa, Nematoda, Chromadorea, Rhabditida, Rhabditidae. The record is from RefSeq and is a predicted model, not a curated record. Bases 1 to 1608 code for a protein of 535 amino acids. The transcript is spliced from 7 exons. Gene Ontology annotation, cellular component: membrane raft. Gene Ontology annotation, biological process: innate immune response.